AUGCCCCCGGCGGCCGCGCGCGAGCGGCCCGCGGCGGCCGAGGCCGCUUCCGCGGCGAAGCCCUCCCCCGGCGCGAACGUCGGCGCGCGCGAGUUUACGCCGAGCCCGGAGACCGCGCGGGAGGCCAAGGCAAAGCUCCGCGCCGCCGCCGCCGCGGCCUUCGACGCGGCGCGCGCGCCGGCGACGGAGGUCCGCGGUGUCCGAGCGUCGGCGCGCGACCUCGAGGCCCUCGCGCACCAGGGGCUGCGAGCCGUCGCGAGCAAGCUCGCGCUCACGCCCGCGACCGUGAAACAGCUCGCGAAACUGAAGCUGAGCAACCAGCGCCGCGCCACGCAGCGCCUCGCGGACCGGGACGUCAUGUCCGGCGUCACGGACCCGAAUUCGUUUAUCGUUACGGAUCUCAAGAAGAACCCGACGAAAAGCACGCUCAUAUGCGCGGAUCGGCUCCUCGCCGGUCUCCUCGGGAAGCCGCCCGCGCGCCCGGAGCCGGCGCCGGCGAGCGAGCGCGAACUCGAGGGCCUCGCGCCCGCGCUGCGAGCCGUCGCCGUCAAGCUCGCGCUCGCGCCGGACGCCGUCGCGGCGCUCAAGAAGCACCUCAGCGGCAACCAUCAGGGCCGCGCCGCGCAGCGCCUCGCAGAUCCGGGCGUCAUGUUCGGCAUCAGCGAUCCGAACGCCUUCAUCCUCGCCGAUUUGCAGAAGAAGAAGAAGCGCGUGCUGCUGCGCGACGACGUCGGCGACGCGGCCGUCGACGCGGACCUCGUCGCGGCCGUCGACGGCCUCCGCCUCUCCGAGGCCUGCUACGACAUGCUGCGCAAUCUCAGCAAGGCGCAGCAGGCCCGCUACGCGUCGGCGCUCCGGUCCGUGGACUUUUCGACGGUCGGCGACCCGAGCGCGUGCAUCCUCCGCAGCCAGGUCUUGAGCGAGGCGUCGCCGCCGGCGACGCCCGGCGAACGGCGGCCGCGCGCGGAGCCGGCGGACUGCAAAACGCGGCGCCUGCGCACCAUGUUCCUCGGCGGCCUGCGCUGGGACGAGGGCACGGGCCCGACGUCGGACGCGGAGCUCGAGGGCGACAUCCGCAGCCUGCUCGGCCGCGCGGGCCACGGCGCCGGGCUCGUCGGCCUCUACGUCCAGCGCGCCCUCCAGCUCGCCUACGUCGAGUUCGACGACGGCGCGACGAUGCGGGCGGCGCUCGAGGCCUGCGAGGGCUCGAAGCUCCGCGGCUGCGACGUCCGCUGGGACGUCGCCAAGGCGAUCCCGUCCUUCAUGCUUGCUGAGCCGGCGCCGGCGGUGACGCCGGGCGGUGACGACGACGCGCCCGCGUCGAAGCGGCAGCUCAAGCGGGAGAAGCUCAAGUCGGAGCGGCGCGCCGCGCCGCCGGCGGGCGGCGACGACGCGCUGGGCCGCACGGUCUUCGUCCGGGGCCUGCCCGAUAUCAAAGCGGGGGAGGCCGCGGUCCGGUCCUGGAUGGCGGGCUGUGGCGCGAUCGCGUCCGUUGAGCUCGGGCACCUCGUCGGCCAGCGCCGCGGCCGCACGGCCACCGUCGUCUUCGAGACGUUGGCGGGCGCCGAGGCGGCCUGCGACACCUUGAAUGGCGAGUAUUUCUCGCGCAGCAGCAACAAGAUCACGGUCAACAAGUCGGGGCGGCCGUCGGUCGUCAAGUCGGUCGCCAAGGCGGAGCGGCCGCCCGUCGACGGGCCCGAGCGGCGGCUCCUGGAGAUGGAGCGGCGCCUGGGGGAGCGGGAGCGGCGGCUCUCCGACGAGACCGACGCGCUCGCGCGGCGGCGCCUCGAGGCCGGCCGCGCCGACGCCGGCGCGGAGCUGGCCGACGAGGUGCUCGAGCUCGUCGACGAGUCACCUUCGGGCACGAUCCUUUGCGCGAACCUGCCGCAGCACUACAAGGAGAAGUUCGGCAAGCUCCUGGACCUGAAGGCCCGCGGCGGCGCCAAGACCGUGCUGUCCCGCCUCCCGGGCGUGCGCUUCGAGGGCACCUUCGACGCCCGCGUGAGCCGCGAGCACGCGUCCCGCGCGCGCGCGCCCGCGGCCGCCGCCCGCGAGCGCGCGCCCGCGCCCGCGCCCGCCUCCGACGCGAAGCUGCGCGCGCUCGCCGCGGACGUGCUCGCGCUCUGCGACGCGGCGCCGUCCGGCGCGCUGCUCUGCGGCGACCUGCCGCGGCUCUACGGCCGAGCGUUCGGCCGGCCGCUCGACCUCGGCGGCAUGAAGAUGUUCGCUUUGAUGUCGCGGCUCCCCGGCGUCCAGCUCGCGCGGACGCCGGCCGGCACCGAGGUGAGCCGCCCGUGCCUCCCGGCCGGCGCCGCGGUCAGCCGCACGGCCGCGGUCGCGCCGCCACCGAAGGCGUCGCCCUCGAAGGCCGAGCUCAAGCGCCGCGUCGCCGCGUUCGCGAGCGCCGAGGGCCUCGACGACGGCUGCCGCGCGGCGCUCGAGCGCUACGCCGUGGCGGACGCCGACCGGUGCGCGCGCUUCCUGCGCGCCGCGCCGAGUAACCUCGGCGACGCCAGGGACCGGGCCGCGUUCGUCCUCGACGCCGUCGAGCGGCGCGCGUCGCUCGCGGCGUCGGCGCGCGAGCUCGCGGCCCUCGCGCCCGAGCUGCGGGACGUCGCCGACGAGCUCGCGCUCACGUCCGAGGUCGUCGCGACGCUCGCCGGGCUCGCUCCCGAGGACCAGACCCUCGUCGCGCUGGCCCUGCAGUCCGCGGACCUGGCGCGCGUCAAGAACCUCACGGGCUUCGUCCUCAUGGGCCUCAAGAAGGGCACGCUCCUGCGCAAGGGCCAGAAGCGGGAGGCCGUGCGGCGCUCCAACGGCGCGCCCGAGGAGUUCCUCUGCCCGCUGACCCUCGAGCUCAUGCGGGACCCCGUCAUCGCCGCGGACGGCCACACGUACGAGCGCGCCGCGAUCGCGGCCUGGCUCGCGCGCAAGUCGACGUCGCCCGUGACCAACGAGCGCAUCGUCAGCCACGAGGUCGUCCCGGCCCACACGAUCCGCUCCAUGAUCGCGCGCUUCGCGGACGGCGCCGCGGUCGCGCACGCGGCGAAAGGCGACUGGCAAGCGGCGAUCGCCGAGAGCGGCCGGGCGCACGAGACCUGGGAGUCCCACCUGCGCUCGCGGGCCGCCUCCGGCGCGGCCAUGGACUCGCCGAUGGCUUCCGUCGACGCGGCCGUCGAGAGCUCGCUGCGGAGCUUGGAGGGGACGAACGUUUCCGCGAAGGAGUGGACCCCGCCCGCGCGCGCCGCGGCCGAUUCCGCCGCGGCGGUUCCGCCGGUCGGGACGAACGUCGCCGCGAAGGAGUGGACGCCGAGCGCGGCGACGGCGGCCGCGGUGCCGCCGGCCCACCCCUGGGAGCGCGUGCCCGGCGGCGACGUGAACCGCAUCUUCGGCGUCGUCGAGUCCUUCCAGGCGGACUCCGGCUACCUUCGGCGCGCGCGGCAUCCCGCGGCGAACUCGCGCGACUACGACGUCCACUUCCGGAGCCGCGACGCGCCGCAGUUCGAAAGCCUCCAGGUGGGCACCGAGGUCGAGUUCACGCUCGUGGACUACUACGGAACCGCGUCCGCGACGGACGUCGCAGCGGCCGCCGCGCGGCCCGCAGCGGCCCGCGCGGGCGGCACGGGCUCCCUGGCGCGCGCCGCCCGGCGACCGGCGGCAUUCGCGGCCGAGCCCAAGGCGCCGCCGCCCUGCCGGUUCUGGAAGCAGGGCAGCUGCGACAAGGGCCUCGCGUGCCCCUUCAGCCACGGCGCGGCCGCGCCCGGCGCCGAGCUCGCGCCUCGAGCGUCCCCGGCCUCGAUCGGCGGCCAGGGCCCGGACGCGGCCGGCGCGGCGCCGCCGCCGCGGGGCGGCCGCCCCGCAAAAAAAAAGCCAGACCCCACGGUCUGCACCGCGUCGCCGGAGCAGCUCGACGGCCUCGCGACGGAGGUGCUCCGGCUCGUCGACGCGGCGCCGUCGGGCACCGUGCUCUGCGCGAACCUGCCGCGGCUCUAUUAUUUGAAGUACCGCAAGGCGUUGGAUUUGAAGGCCUACGGCGCCUCUAAGAUGAGCGCGCUCGUCUCCAAGCUCCCCGGCGUCCACUUCGGCGGCACGCACCGCGCCGAGGUGAGCCGCAGGGGCACGGGCCUCGGCGUCGGCGACGACGCGAUCGACGUGUCGGCCCUGGCGAUCCGCGAGGAGACGCAGGCGCGCGUCCGGGCGCACCGGGCGGAGCGGGACGCGGCCGCGAGCGGGGCGCUCCGCUACUUCGACCCGCGCGCGGCCGAGGACGCGGCGCGGUGGGCGGCCGGCUGCCGCGAAGUCGUCGUCCUCAUGCCCGGUUCGCGGCGCGCGGACCGGCCGCCCGGCCUGCCCCACGACUCCGUGGCGCUGCUCAAGCAGCCCGGCGCGUGGCCGGGCUCCUUCCUCCUCCGGUGCGACCCGGAGGCGUACCGCCGAGACCGGCGCGGCGUCCUCGACGAGCUCACGCGCGUCGUCGGCGCCGCCGCGCUGCGCGUCGAGUCCUGGGGGCUCGCCGGCGAUCCGCCGGCGGGACCGGCGCCGGCGGGCCUCGAUCCCGCGGCGGCCGAGGAGGCCCGGCGGGCGCGGGUCCGGGAGGAGCGGCUCCGGGACGAUGAGGCGGCCGCGCGGCGGCUCGACGCCGAGGACCGUUCGUCGCAGCCGCCGCGGCCGGCGGCGAGCGCGGAGCCCGCGCGGCAGGCGGCGGGCGGCGCGCCGACGUCCGGGAACGCGGCGCCCGCGUCGGCGCCGCUGCCCCGCGCCGCUCCGCGCGAGACGACGUCCGCCUUCGACGGGCCCGUGGCCUGGGACGAGCUCCAGCGGCGCGUCAAGGCCUUCGCCGACGCCCUCAAGCUCGACGGCCGAUGCCGCAAGACGCUCGAGGCCUACGCGGUCCGGGACGCCGACGCCUGCGUGCGCUUCCUGCGGGCCGCGCCCGGCGACCUCGGCGACCACGUCAACGAGUCCGUGCCCCUGAAGGACCGGAGCAAGUACGUCAGCCAGGCCAUCUUACACAACCACCUACUCGCGGCGUCCGCGAGCGAGCUUAACGCCCUCGCGCCCGAGCUGCGGAGCGUCGCCGACGCGCUCGCGCUCACGUCCAACGUCGCCAAGGCGCUGAAAAAGCUCAGCCUCGCUCAGCAGCGCCGCGCCGCGGAGCGCCUCGCGGACCCGGGCGUCAUGUUCGGCGUCCUGCUCCGGAACGCGUUCGUCCUCGCCGAGCUGAAGAAGAAGGAGCGAGGCUGCCUGCUGCGGGAUGAUCUCGGAAACGGGCGCGUCGACGAGGACCUCGUCGCGGCCCUCGACGGCUUCCGCCUUUCCAAGGACUGCUACCGGUCGCUCCGAGACCGCAGUCGGAAGAAGCAGGCCUUGUGCGCGCUGGCCCUCGAGUCCAUGGACCUGUCGAAGAUCACGGACCUGAGCGGCUACAUCGAGAAGGGUCUCAACAAGGGGACGCUCCUGCGCAAGGGCCAGGAGCUCAUGGGCACCUCGACUCCUGCUAUGGCCUCGCUCGUCUCCGCGGCCGCCGCCCGCGCGGGAAUCCGCCGCGAGGCCCUGCCGGCGCCGCGCGACGAGGACAACGUGCCCGAGGAGUUCUUGUGUCCCAUCAGCAUGGAGAUCAUGACCGAUCCCGUCAUCGCGGCGGACGGCCACACGUACGAACGCCGCGCGAUCGAGGCGUGGUUCGGGCGCGCGCACACGUCUCCGACCACGAACGCGCCGCUCCCGCACCUCAACCUCAUCCCGGCCCACACGAUCAAGUCAUUGAUCCAGCGCCAUCUCGAACAUUUGCCCUUCAACGAGUCGACGUUACUCUUUGUACAGAGACCUGGGCUCCUCCGGGUCGAGAACGAUACCCCUUGGGGCUGCGCCGAGACCGUGCUCUUCGAGGGCCGCGUGCCCUACGCGCUCACCGACGGCGGCAUGAACGUCGCGGCCAAGGAGUGGACGCCGACCGCGGCCCGCCUCCCCGCCCGCGCGCGCGCCGGCGCCGGCGCCGCGGCCGCCGGCGCCGGCGCGGCGGCCGCGCGGCGGGGCCCCGACCCGGACCUCCUGUCGCGGGUCCGCGCGCUGCCCCCGGCGGAGCGCGCGGCGCUCCUCGCGGCUCUGGCCGCCGGGGGCGCCGCGGCGGCGCCGCCGAAGGCCCCGGCGAGCGGCCGCAAGGCGGCCGUCCGCGACGCGACGGUCUGCGCCGCGUCGCCCGAGCAGCUCGAAGCGCUCGCGCGCGAGGUGCUCGGCCUCUGCGACGCGGCGCCGUCGGGCGCGAUCCUCUGCGCGAACCUGCCGCGGCUCUACUACCUCAAGUACCGCAAGCCCUUCGACCUCAAGGCCUACGGCGCCGCCAAGAUGGCCGCGGUGGUCUCGCGUUUGCCCGGAGUGCACUACGCGGGCACGCACCGCGCCGAGGUGAGCCGCGAGGGCACGGGGCUCGGCGACGGCGACGACACCAUCGACGCGUCGGCGCUCGCGAUCCGCGAGAAGACGCAGGCGCGCGUCCGGGCGCACCGGGACGCGCAGCUCGACGAGUUGCAGAGCCUCGACGCGCGGGACGCCCGGAGCUUCCGCGCCGUCUGCCCCGAGGGGUCUCUCGUCGUCGGCGCCGCCGCGACGCGCGAGGCCCAGACCGAGGCCUUCGAGACCGCGACGCGCGCCGCCGGCCGCCUCGAGCCGAUGCUCCAGCGCCUCGUCGAAGCGUGCGGUCUCGACGUCGGCGCCUGGGCCGAUCUCGUCGUCGAGCCGUGGGACGCCCAGCGGGCGCUCUUCAACGAGCUGCGGGCGGCGAACGACGACUGCGUCCCCGGGGCCAUGGCCUCGCUCGUCUCCGCGGCCGCCGCCCGCACGCGGAUCCGCCGCGAGGCCCUGUCGCUCGUCGACGCGUGGGCGGGCGGCGACGAGGCCCUCCCGACCUUCGGCGCGUCCGCGCUCCCGCGCGCCGUCGAGAGGGCCUUGGGCUCGGCCGCGGGCGCGGCCGCGGGCGCCGCGUCGGCGUCGCCGCCCGGCGCGUGGCGCGGCGAGUCCGCGCGGCGCGCCUCCGCGGCGGCGGCGUCGCGCUUGAGGAGCCAGAAGGGCGAGUUGAGGCCGCCGUCGACGAAGAUGCGGGGCCAGGGCGAGUGCAUGAUGUACUCCAUGGCGGACGCGACGGCCGACGGCGGCGGGUCGUUGACGGAGAAGGGCGCCCGCGGCGUCGCGCCCGGCCGCCGGCGCCUCGCGACGCGCCAGGCGAUCCUCCUGCGCGACUUCGUGCUCAAGGGCCGCACGGAGCCCUCGGGGAGCGUCGUCACCGUGUCCGCGGGCUACCUGCGCAACUUCAUGUUCCCGCGCCAGAUCGCCGUCCCCGCGACCCGGGCGAACCUCGCGGCCGCGGCCGCGCGCGCCGACGCCGCCGGCCCGGCCGAGCCCGCCGCGGCCGAGCCCGCCGCGGCCGAGCCCGCCGCGGCCGCCGCGGCCGUCGAGCCGCCGCCGGACCCGCGGGCCCAGACCAUCAAACCCUCCGCGCGCACGCUGCAGCGCGACAGCAGGUAA
This is a messenger RNA of Aureococcus anophagefferens, 7521 nucleotides long. RefSeq lists its product as hypothetical. The record is from RefSeq and is a predicted model, not a curated record. The transcript is spliced from 6 exons. Lineage: Eukaryota; Pelagophyceae; Pelagomonadales; Pelagomonadaceae. The coding region runs from base 1 to 7521 and encodes 2506 amino acids. Gene Ontology annotation, molecular function: metal ion binding; RNA binding; ubiquitin-protein transferase activity. Gene Ontology annotation, biological process: protein ubiquitination.